Chlorella variabilis is the source of this 2184-nucleotide messenger RNA. RefSeq lists its product as hypothetical. The record is from RefSeq and is a predicted model, not a curated record. NCBI's taxonomy places the organism in Eukaryota, Viridiplantae, Chlorophyta, Trebouxiophyceae, Chlorellales, Chlorellaceae. Gene Ontology annotation, biological process: L-tryptophan biosynthetic process. The transcript is spliced from 7 exons. Bases 1 to 2184 code for a protein of 727 amino acids.
AUGGGCCUGAAGACGCUCCUGCUCGACAACUACGACUCCUACACAUACAAUCUGUUCCAGCUGAUAGCGGAAGUGAAUGGAGAGCUGCCCACUGUGCUGCGCAACGACGAAGUCGACUGGCCCACACUGUCCAAGCGGCUGGAGGCGGGGGAGUUCCACAACAUCGUCAUCUCCCCGGGCCCCGGCACGCCCAAGCGGCCAGCCGACAUUGGCGUGAGCCUGCAGCUGCUGAGGGCGCAGCUGCCCAUCCCCACCCUGGGCGUGUGCCUGGGCUUCCAGGCGCUGGCGCUGGCGCACGGCGCCGCCGUGGCGCACGCCCCCGAGCCCGUGCACGGCCGGCUGAGCGGCGUGCAGCACAGCGGGCACCCGCUGUUCGACGGCAUCCCCUCGGGCCCCGCCUAUGCUGUCGUGCGCUACCAUUCGCUGGUGGUGCAGGAGGCCAGCCUGCCGGCAUGCCUGCACGGCCUGGCGUGGACCUGCGGCCAGCACCACGCCCUGCAGCUGGAGGCUGCGCCCAGCGACGGUGGCGGCGCCGGUGCCGGCACAAACGGCGCUGCCGACGGCGCGGCGGUUGGUGGCGCUGCGGCUCAUGGCGGGUACCCUCCUCUGCCAGCAACCGGCGGCGGCAUCGGCGGCGGUGGUGGCCCCAGCGGGCAACGUGUGCUCAUGGCGCUGGCCCACCGCAGCCUGCCUCACUGGGGGGUGCAAUUCCACCCCGAGAGCGUGGCCACGCGGUACGGCGUGGCGCUGCUGCGCAACUUCGCGGCGCUGACGUGGCGCCACCACGGGCUCAGCGUGCCCAGCGUGCCGCCCUCGCUGGCCUCCAAGCUUGCAGGCCCGCCAGGGGCAGCCAUGCCGCCACGGCCCUGGGAUCAGCAGCCGGGCAACCUGCGCCUGCACCACCGCCACCUGCCGUGGCUUCUGCCAGCCUGCGGCGGCUCCGAAGCCCUCUUCUGGCAUCUGUUUGGCGGUGGCAGCGACGGCAGCGGCAGCAGCAGCGAGGCAGCCGCAGACACGUUCUGGCUAGACAGCGCCACCCCUGACCGCGGGAGGUACUCGUUCAUGGGAGGGCGGGGUGGCGGCCUGUGGCGGCGCAUAGAAUACCGCCUGCCGCAGCCGCCGCCUGCGGCAGCAGCAGCAGCACUAGGCGCCAACGGCUCGCCGCAGCCGCUUGGCAAUGGGGCGGCUCCGCACAGCGGCAGCGGCAGCGGCAGCGGCAGCGGCAGCGGCAGCGGCAGCGGCAGCGGCGUGCCGCCGGGCACGCUGGUGCUGACGGCGGCGGAUGGGCGGCGAGAGGAAAUGCGCACCCGGUUCCUGGACUGGCUGCAGGGCCUGCUGGCCAGCCAGCGCUGCCGCGUCUGCCCCGAGGAUGCCGCUGCCCUGCCCUUCAACUUCUGGGGGGGUCUGGUGGGAUACCUGGGAUACGAGCUCAAGGCAGAAUGCGGCGGGAGGCAGGCGCAUGCCAGCCCCACGCCCGACGCCGCUUUCUUCCUGGCAGACCAGCUGGUGGCGGUGGACCACCGCACGGGGGCCGUGUAUGUGCUGGCUCUCAGCGAGGAGGGCAGCGUGGCGAGCGAGCAGGAGGCUCAGCGCUGGGUGGCGCACACGGCUGAGCGAGUGCAGGCGCUGGCGUCGGCAAGUGCUGCGGCCGAUGGGGGCGACAGCAGCCUUCCACCGCCGCAGCAGGGCACCGGCCGUGCGGCUGCCAACGGCACGCACGAAGCUGCCAGAAGCAAUGGGGCAGCUGUGAGGGGAGCAGCCGAGCAGCCACCCAGCGGCAAGGCGCAGCGGCGGCAGCCGGGGCCCUUCCGCCUGCGUGAGGGGCGGCAGCGCUACCUGCAGAACAUAGGCAGCUGCAUGCAGGCGCUGCACGACGGCGAGUCGUACGAGGUGUGCCUCACCACCCAGCUGCGCCGCCAGGGCGCCCCCGACCCCCGCGCCCUCUACCACGCCCUGCGCGCCACCAACCCCGCGCCCUACGCCGCCUGGCUGUGCUUCGGGGCCGGCGACCUGCAGCUCUGCUGCUGCUCGCCCGAGCGCUUCCUGGCCGGCGGCCGCGGCGGGCAGCUGGAGGCCAAGCCGAUCAAGGGCACCGCGCCGCGCUCCUGCGACCCGCGGCAGGACGCCGCCAUCGCCGCGCAGCUGGCAGGCACGCCGGGGCUGCCGCUGGGGGGCUCCAUGUGA